Lindgomyces ingoldianus is the source of this 1119-nucleotide messenger RNA. RefSeq lists its product as uncharacterized. The record is from RefSeq and is a predicted model, not a curated record. Bases 1 to 1119 code for a protein of 372 amino acids. Lineage: Eukaryota; Fungi; Ascomycota; Dothideomycetes; Pleosporales; Lindgomycetaceae. The transcript has a single exon.
AUGCCACUGCAGCGACGAUACUCGGUCACUGGCCAGACGCCGCCGGACGGGGUGCCUGCUAUGAAGAGCCCCAAACUGCAGGCGCUAGACACGAGCGUGCAGUCGACGAGCUGUGGGCUCUGUGAGGGCGGCGACACAGUCAGGACGUCGGCCAAGCGGUCCGCCACGCAGAUUCCCUCGCCGGACACGCCGUCUUCGCAGGAGCUACCAACGAAGAUCGCGAGGCUAGGGCUGGAUCAAGAUGACAUGGACGUGGAUUCCUCGCAGGACAGCCUCACGGAUCCCUUCCCUGACUCAGACGACUGGGCUUUGUCGCCCUUCGAUAGCUCCUCCUCGUCAAUCCCCUCGUCGCCCGUCUUCUCGUCCACGAACCGGCCCGACGAGUCGCCGAGGUCCCUGCCCGGCCCCGAAGACCUCGCUCUCUCCCUCGCCUUGCUGCCCCCGCUGCCCUCGACCGCGCCUUCUUACGGUCUCCCCCCCACCUUCCUCACCCUCCCUCCCGAGCUACGCCACCAGAUCUACCUUCACCUCCCAGACCUGAUCCUUCCCCACCCGCUGAUCUACUGCCUCUCCACCUUCGCCAACAAGAAACAACACCCGCUAGCCUCCGUAUCUCAGCUCGUCCGCUCAGAAGCCCUCGCCAUCUUCUACAGCUACAAUACGUGGAUCAUCAAACUCGAAUAUAAGAUCAUGUAUGACGCCUUCCAAGACUGGAUCAUCCGUUUAGGCUCAGGCGCGUGUUCGCUCCGGCUCGUCAACAUCGCCGUCCGUGGUGCCCUCUUCAAACCACGCACGUCCCACUCCUCGAGCAUCACCAUGGGUGCGCUGAUAGGCGCCAACGUUAACGCGCCCAUCAACGGCGGCAUCGUUCCCGUGGUCGAGGAAUACCAUCCGCCCGAUGGCGAUGCGAGUUUCGGCAUCGAUUUAAGCGAGAAGUGGGAGGGGGGGAAAGUGGAGUUGUUGAGGAAUGAUGGGACCAAGGACGCGGGGGAGAAGGCGAGGUUGUAUUUGCAGAAGUUGGUGACGGGUUUGUGGGAGAAGAGGGCUAGGGGCACGUUGAAUGGACAGGAUUGGGUGGAUUUAGUCGAUCAGUUUCUAGGGUUUACUGGGUGGUGGUGA